Molecule: messenger RNA, 771 nt
Organism: Leptosia nina
Lineage: Eukaryota; Metazoa; Arthropoda; Insecta; Lepidoptera; Pieridae
Source: the annotation of a GenBank genome assembly
AUGAUUCGAUUAUAUUAUAUCCUCGCUUUAGCGGUUUUGACACAUCAUGGUGCUCAAGGUGAUCAGGGUUUCGAGGAUGAAACACGUAUAGUAGGGGGCCAGGAAGCAGCAGACGGGGAGUUCCCUUAUCAAGUUUCUUUGAGGCGGUAUGGAACCCAACAUUUCUGUGGCGGUUCCAUCAUAGCAUCACAGUGGAUUCUUACAGCGGCGCACUGCACUAUUAAAAAUAAAAAAGACGUCAAAGUAGUAGCCGGAACUAACAGCCUUACAAAAGGCGGAGACAAAUACGACAUUGAGGAAAUUAUACAACAUGAAAGCUACGUUUAUGCUUCUUUGGUAAACGACGUUCAGCUCUUGAAACUGACCAAGGAGAUCAAAUUCGGGAGCAAAGUUGCUGCUAUAGACUUACCCACUAAGGAUACACCUGAAAACGUCGCGUUGGUUACAUCAGGGUGGGGUUACAUUAACAAUAACAAGCAAAUGCCAGACAAAUUGCAGAAGCUCAAUGUUAAAUCUUUGACCGUUAAGGAAUGUCAAGAGAGUGGCGUAAAAAUAUAUCAAAGAACCCACAAGAUUACGGAUAAGCAAAUCUGUGCAUUUAAUAAAGAUAAGACUGGUGCCUGCCAGGGUGACUCGGGAGGCCCACUUGCCGAUAAGAACACGCUCGUGGGCGUCACUUCGUGGGGAGUACCGUGUGCUAGAGGCAGUCCCGACGUCUACACCAGGGUGUUUGCCUAUCUGGACUGGAUUAAAAAGCAUAUGAAAAAGUAG